Molecule: messenger RNA, 2067 nt
Organism: Lolium perenne
Lineage: Eukaryota; Viridiplantae; Streptophyta; Magnoliopsida; Poales; Poaceae
Product: 65-kDa microtubule-associated protein 8
Biological process (GO): microtubule cytoskeleton organization
Cellular component (GO): cytoplasm; spindle
Molecular function (GO): microtubule binding
Source: RefSeq, a predicted model, not a curated record
CAUCUAAAGCCACUCAGCAGCAUCCAUCCACUCUCACUACUUACACAUCUCUGAAACCUCAGAUGCAACCUCUAAGCAAGUAGUGCACCCAUUUGGGUUACUCCCACAACUUUUUGCUCUCAGAAGAUCUUCAAGAUGGGGUCACUCAGUACGGCUGGAAGAGCCCACAUCCCGGCGCUGCCGGAAUCCUCAUGCACAUACUUGCUUCAAGAACUGAAGAUGAUAUGGGAUGAGGUUGGACAAGAAGAAAAUGAGAGGGAAAGAAUACUGGACGAGCUAGAGCAAGAGUGCCAGGAGGUUUACAGGAGAAAAGUAAAUAGCGCCAAUAUGUCUCGGAUUCAACUGCAUCAAGCAUUGGCUGAGUCUGAAGCAGAAUUUACCAAUCUACUUCUUUCUCUUGGAGAAAGAUCGUUCCCAGGCCGGCCUGAGAAAAUGAACGGCAGUCUGAAGGAGCAGCUGAAUUCCAUCACACCAGCCCUGCAAGAAAUGCAGAUGAGAAAAGAAGCCAGAUUAAAACAGUUCAUAGAGGUUCAAACUGAAGUACAGAGAAUUGCCUCUGAAAUAGCAGGACGCUCAGAGAAUGAAGAUGUCACCGUAAAUGAAGAAGAUUUGUCACUGAAGAAACUCGAGGACCACCAAAAUGAGCUUCAAAGGCUUAAAAGAGAAAAGGGUGAUCGCUUGUGCAAAGUGGAAGAGUAUAAAGUUCUGAUUUGUAAUUUCGCUAAAAUUAUGGGGAUGGAUCCUUCAAACGUCCUUGCUAAUGUUCACCCCAGCUUGCAAAACGGAGCAAGUGAACAACGAAAAAAGAACAUCAGUGAUGACAUCCUUAACAAGCUCAACACCAUGGUCCAGCACCUUAAAGAAGAAAAGAACCAGCGAAUGGAAAAGCUCCAUAAUCUUGGAAAAGCGUUGACAAACUUAUGGAAUAUUCUAGAUAUUACUAUGGAAGAACGCCAACCAUACGUGCAAUUCAAGAUAUUUUCACUGACUUCAGGAAAUGGUAUGUUAGGUCCUGGAAGCCUCGCACUUGAGAAAAUUGAGCAGAUUGAAUCAGAGGUUCAGCGACUAGAUGAGUUAAAAGCAAGCAAAAUGAAAGAGCUGUUCAUCAAAAAGAAAGCUGAGAUUGAGGAAAUUUGCAAGAUAUCCCACAUGGAUAUGCCUCACCGGUCAGAAAUUGACAACAUAGCCAGACAGAUUAUGUCAGGAGAUGUGGACCAUGAUAAUCUACUCAAGACAAUGGAUGGAUAUAUAUUCAAAACAAAAGAAGAUGCCACAAGUCGUAAGGAAAUAAUGGACAAAGUUGAAAAAUGGAUAACUUCAUGUGAUGAAGAACGAUGGCUAGAAGAGUAUAGCAGGGAUGAAAGAAGGUACUCAGUAAGCAGAGGAGCCCACAAGCACUUGAAACGCGCGGAACGUGCUAGAAUUAUAGCAAACAAAAUUCCAGGCUUGGUAGACCUUCUAAUGGCAAAGACACAGAUCUGGGAACAUGAGAGACAAAAGAUCUUCUACUACGACGAGCUUCCCCUUUUGGCAAUGCUGAAAGACUACAUGUUAACAAUGAAGGAAAGGGAAGAAGAGAGAUACAGGCAACGGGAGAAUAAAAAGGUACAGACUCAACUGGUAAAGAGGGAUGAAAAUUCAUUUAUAUCAAGGCCCAACACAAGCUGCAGCCGUCCAUCCAGCCGAGGCUUCAAUACCAGCCAGCGUUCUACAUCAUUUUCAAGCCGCAAAGUUUCUUCUUUAGAUCAACAACCUAUUUCGGAUGUUUCCUCGGCUGAAAAAGAUAUACAUAUAAUAAAAGUUAGGAACAGAAGUAUGCAGAGUACAUUCGGCAAUAACAGAAGCUCAAUCCGUGAAGAUAAAACAUCAGGAGCAUCCACAAAUCAAGGCCUUUCAUGAAUUUGAUUGUCCCCUUGUUUGUUGGUCUCAUUAGAUGUGGACAUAGCACUACUGCUCAAAGCUAUUGAAAAAUGAAUAGCAACAGAUUCAUAUGUAUUGAUGCCAUUCAUGUAUUUAUUAUUAUAUAACGCAGUAAACCUUCCUCCUUUUUAUCUGUUUGUGUGCCAA